GAUUUAUAGUUGUUUUCUCAUUAAAAAAUUAAGGGUCCUUAAGUUUUGAUUCUACAGAAAGAAACUUUAGGCCUAAAUUUGAUAUUGAAAGUUGAAACAGGGUGUUUAGAUUUCAUAGAGUUACAAGACUUUUACAAGGAUAGAAAUAGUUAUGGUAACUAAACUAACACAUUCGUCUUCUUCCCACUUCACGACCACUUCGUUCAUCAAAAUUAAGCUUACGCUAAAUAUUUAAAUAUCAUUAGAAAUGAAAGUUAAGGCAUUGCAAGAAAUUAUUACCUAUAAGAGAUGUUACGGACUUGGCGGGGGUGAUGUUCUUGAAGAUGAUCGUUGGAGCGAUUGGCUGCGAGUUGUGAUAGAAGUUAUUCUGUUGCUUCCGUAUACGCAAAUUGGGGUUAAAGGAAAGAGUAAACUAGAAUACGAAUUCUGA
Arabidopsis thaliana (thale cress) is the source of this 430-nucleotide messenger RNA. RefSeq lists its product as uncharacterized. The transcript has 3 exons. The record is from RefSeq and is marked reviewed. Lineage: Eukaryota; Viridiplantae; Streptophyta; Magnoliopsida; Brassicales; Brassicaceae. Bases 248 to 430 code for a protein of 60 amino acids.